Molecule: messenger RNA, 963 nt
Organism: Stylonychia lemnae
Lineage: Eukaryota; Ciliophora; Spirotrichea; Sporadotrichida; Oxytrichidae
Source: the annotation of a GenBank genome assembly
AUGUUUAAUAGCAUAGUUGGGAUUAACUUUUAUUCUUUUUUGACAAUUUCUGAUCAUCUUGUACUAGGAAUAAUUAUUAUUGUUAGUUCUUAUCCAACAACCACCUACUAUGAUUAUAUUGAUACGAGAAAUUUUUCAAUCUUUGCUUUCUACGAUAGCACAAAUACAAUCAUUGCUAUUAAUGCGUUGUUCUCUUUUACUCUAGUUUAACUACCAAUCUAAAAUUCAAAUCUUCCCUGGGUCGCCAUUUUCCCGAAAUAUUUAGUCAUAAAAGAAAUAGUGAAGGCGUUGGUGGUGGCUUAUUUUAAUUUUAUGAGAACUGGGUUAGAUCUGAAAUCUUUCUCAAUCUCAAAUCUUCAAAAAGUAUAAAUGGGAAAUAGGUUUAAACAAUUUAAGAAGAACGAUGAGAAUCAUAACCGUCAUAACCAACUGAAUAAUAGUAAAAAAGGCAUAGGUAUUAAAAAUAUUGUGGGAGAAAGCUCUAUUUCUGUGAACAAAACUACUAAUAUCGAUUUAACUCAAGACAAUUUCAUACCAUUUAGUCACUAGAACUAUGAUGCAACGGAUUAAAAUGAUUCUAAUGGAGAUAGAAAAGUUAUCUCUAGACAAAGUGAUUGGAUCGAAGCCAGUUAGAUCAACAUAGAUUUUUAGCUUUAAGAUGGGUUAGAAUAAAAAUCUAUUUCUGAAAAUUAAAAGGAAAGAAUAGUUUCACAACCAUAUGCGUCUCCACUAUCAAACCAUGAUCAAGUUCAAACUUAUUCAUUUGAUACUAAUCUCAUAGUGACAGGAAUCUCAAUAGAUGAUAUGUUCAAAGAAGUAUUUGAAAUUGAGAACAUCAAUCAAAAGAUGAUGAAUAACUCGCACAUUCUUUUGAAUAUUCAUGGCAACUCAAACUAAUAGAAAAACUAAGAUAAAAAUAUGCAAGGCAAAAAAAUUAAAUUUAAAGAUUAAAAGGAAGCUUGA